Molecule: messenger RNA, 2336 nt
Organism: Haplochromis burtoni (Burton's mouthbrooder)
Lineage: Eukaryota; Metazoa; Chordata; Actinopteri; Cichliformes; Cichlidae
Product: neuroblast differentiation-associated protein AHNAK
Exons: 2
Coding region: 126-2336 (736 amino acids)
Biological process (GO): regulation of RNA splicing
Cellular component (GO): nucleus; cytoplasm
Source: RefSeq, a predicted model, not a curated record
UGAAUCUGCCUGAUUUGGGGCUUUCUGGUCCAAAGUUAGAAGGCCCUAACUUGGACCUUAAAACACCUGACCUAGAUAUCUCUGGUCCCAAUUUCAGUGGUGGAAUAAAUGCACCUGACAUAAACAUGCCAAACAUUGACCUCAAAGCCCCAAAGCUGAAAAUGGAUAAACCAAAUGCCAACUUGGACUUGCCAUCAGGCAAAGUUAAAAUGCCAAAACUUGAUGGUCCAGAUUGGGAUGUUAAUGCUCCUUCUGGGAAAUUAAAAAUGCCUAAAUUUAAUCUGUCAGGGACACUGCCUAAAGGACCAAAUUUGGACCUAAACACAGAUCUGAAGUCACCAGAUCUCAAUCUAAAAGCUCCAAAGAUAAAGGGUGGAAUUGAUGCACCUGAUAUGGACUUACCAGACAUGGAUCUUAAAGCUCCCAAAUUAGAUAUGAACACUCCAGAUGUCAACAUUGGCUCACCAAAAGGGAAGCUGAAAUUCCCCAAAAUGAAAAUGCCUAAAUUCAACCUUCCAAGCCUUAAAGGUCCUGAAAUUGAUGGCAACUUGGAAGGUCCAAACAUAAAUACACCCAAUGUCAACCUCAAAGGUCCUAAAGCGGAUCUUGAUCUAGAUAUUUCUGGUCCAUCUGGCAAGUUUAAAAAGCCAAACCUGAAUCUGCCUGAUUUGGGGCUUUCUGGUCCAAAGUUAGAAGGCCCUAACUUGGACCUUAAAACACCUGACCUAGAUAUCUCUGGUCCCAAUUUCAGUGGUGGAAUAAAUGCACCUGACAUAAACAUGCCAAACAUUGACCUCAAAGCCCCAAAGCUGAAAAUGGAUAAACCAAAUGCCAACUUGGACUUGCCAUCAGGCAAAGUUAAAAUGCCAAAACUUGAUGGUCCAGAUUGGGAUGUUAAUGCUCCUUCUGGGAAAUUAAAAAUGCCUAAAUUUAAUCUGUCAGGGACACUGCCUAAAGGACCAAAUUUGGACCUAAACACAGAUCUGAAGUCACCAGAUCUCAAUCUAAAAGCUCCAAAGAUAAAGGGUGGAAUUGAUGCACCUGAUAUGGACUUACCAGACAUGGAUCUUAAAGCUCCCAAAUUAGAUAUGAACACUCCAGAUGUCAACAUUGGCUCACCAAAAGGGAAGCUGAAAUUCCCCAAAAUGAAAAUGCCUAAAUUCAACCUUCCAAGCCUUAAAGGUCCUGAAAUUGAUGGCAACUUGGAAGGUCCAAACAUAAAUACACCCAAUGUCAACCUCAAAGGUCCUAAAGCGGAUCUUGAUCUAGAUAUUUCUGGUCCAUCUGGCAAGUUUAAAAAGCCAAACCUGAAUCUGCCUGAUUUGGGGCUUUCUGGUCCAAAGUUAGAAGGCCCUAACUUGGACCUUAAAACACCUGACCUAGAUAUCUCUGGUCCCAAUUUCAGUGGUGGAAUAAAUGCACCUGACAUAAACAUGCCAAACAUUGACCUCAAAGCCCCAAAGCUGAAAAUGGAUAAACCAAAUGCCAACUUGGACUUGCCAUCAGGCAAAGUUAAAAUGCCAAAACUUGAUGGUCCAGAUUGGGAUGUUAAUGCUCCUUCUGGGAAAUUAAAAAUGCCUAAAUUUAAUCUGUCAGGGACACUGCCUAAAGGACCAAAUUUGGACCUAAACACAGAUCUGAAGUCACCAGAUCUCAAUCUAAAAGCUCCAAAGAUAAAGGGUGGAAUUGAUGCACCUGAUAUGGACUUACCAGACAUGGAUCUUAAAGCUCCCAAAUUAGAUAUGAACACUCCAGAUGUCAACAUUGGCUCACCAAAAGGGAAGCUGAAAUUCCCCAAAAUGAAAAUGCCUAAAUUCAACCUUCCAAGCCUUAAAGGUCCUGAAAUUGAUGGCAACUUGGAAGGUCCAAACAUAAAUACACCCAAUGUCAACCUCAAAGGUCCUAAAGCGGAUCUUGAUCUAGAUAUUUCUGGUCCAUCUGGCAAGUUUAAAAAGCCAAACCUGAAUCUGCCUGAUUUAGGUCUUUCUGGUCCAAAGUUAGAAGGCCCAGAUCUCAAUCUAAAAGCUCCAAAGAUAAAGGGUGGAAUUGAUGCACCUGAUAUGGACUUACCAGACAUGGAUCUUAAAGCUCCCAAAUUAGAUAUGAACACUCCAGAUAUCAACACUGGCACACCAAAAGGGAAGCUGAAAAUGCCAAAACUGAAAAUGUCUAAGAGUAAUCUACCAAAUCUUAAAGGACCUGAGUUUGAUGGCACUUUUGACGGCUCCAACAUUGACCUCAGGGCACCAAAUGCCAAUUUCAAAGGUUCCAAAACUGGCUUAGAAAUGCCUGAUGUUGAUUUUGGUAGCCCAUCAGGAAAAUCUCCCAAAGGUUGA